Molecule: messenger RNA, 2016 nt
Organism: Lachnellula hyalina
Lineage: Eukaryota; Fungi; Ascomycota; Leotiomycetes; Helotiales; Lachnaceae
Product: Carboxypeptidase S1-like protein
Exons: 2
Coding region: 1-2016 (671 amino acids)
Biological process (GO): proteolysis
Cellular component (GO): fungal-type vacuole
Molecular function (GO): serine-type carboxypeptidase activity
Source: RefSeq, a predicted model, not a curated record
AUGUAUUCUUCCUUUCGUUCUCUGUUUAUUUCCUUCCUCGUAGCCGUCGCCUCGGCCCAAUACCCGCCGGCUUCCAAUUUGACUACCAUCAAGUCGCCCGUUGAUGGCAACAUAACCAUCUCCUACAAACAGCCGCCCGUAGGAACGUGCAAAACAGCCUUCGAAACACAGCAGCAAUAUACGGGGUGGGUUAAUAUACCCGGCAACUACUCGACAAACACAUUCUUUUGGUUCUUUGGAGCGCGCCAACCCACCGACUCGCUCACAAUAUGGCUCAAUGGAGGACCAGGCUCCAGCUCCAUGCUAGGCCUUUUCACUGAGAAUGGCCCAUGCGAAGUGGUUGAGCUUGCACAGGGGAAAUUUGGGACAAUAGCUCGGGAAUAUGGAUGGGAUCGAGGGUCCAAUAUUCUCUACAUCGAUCAGCCUAAUCAAGUCGGCUUCUCCUACGAUACGCCUACCAAUGGCUCCCUCGAUCUUCUAACGUCGGACUUAUAUACCCCACCUCAAGUUCUCCCGAACUCGCAGCCUACGGAUACGUUCAUGAAUGGAACCUUCAACACACUGAACCUGAACAACACCGCGAAUACUACCGAGAUAGCUGCCAUGGCGAUUUGGCAUAUGCUUCAAGGGUUUCUUGGCGCAUUUCCUCAAUAUAUGCCAAAUAGUACAUCUGUUGGUGUUCAUUUGUUCGCAGAAAGUUAUGGCGGCAAGUACGGACCUGCUUUCGCAACUCUCUGGGAACAACAGAACAAUAGACGUUCGAAUGGGACCAUAUCUAGGAACGGGACUCUCAACAUCAACCUCGCCUCUCUAGGGCUAAUCAAUGGCUGUGUGGAUGACCUUGUUCAAGCCCCGUACUACCCCACGAUGGCUAUUAAUAAUACGUUUGGUUUGACAUCCAUCAAUCCAACCAGAGCCAAGCUAGCAAGUGCAAGUUUCACUUCAAAUGGGGGUUGUCGGGAUCUUAUAAAUCAAUGUCGAGCUGCCGUGGGUGUCCAAGAUCCGAAUAAUGAAGGCGAUGUAGGUGUUGUCAACAGCUUAUGCUCGAAUGCGUAUACUUUUUGUAACACCAAUAUCGUGGAGCCCUACACGGAUGCUGGAAGAAGCAUCUACGACAUAGCUCACCUUCUUCCGGACUCUUUUCCUCCCAGUACUUACCUGGAAUACUUAAACAACGCGGAUUUCCUCGCUGCUAUAGGCUCACCAGUCAACUAUACCGAAACGAAUACGCAAGUCGUCAAGGCCUUUACUUCUACCGGAGACUAUGAAAGGCAAGGCUAUGUUCCUGAUAUUGCAGCCCUUCUCAACGCUGGGAUCCGCGUGGGCUUCAUGUAUGGAGAUCGAGACUAUAUUUGCAAUUGGCUCGGUGGAGAAGCCAUCUCCCUCGCCGUCGCCGCACAAGCAGGUGGUCUCUACCCAACACUCUUCCCCUCCGCAGGUUACGCUCCCAUAAUCACCAACACCUCCUAUAUCGGCGGCGUAGUGCGCCAAUAUGGCAAUCUCUCUUUCAGCCGCAUAUAUGACGCUGGCCACAGCGUCCCCGCCUACCAACCAGAAACAGCCUUUGAAGUCUUCGCACGCAUCAUGUCCGGGACCUCCGUCUCAACAGGCGAGAUCAUCGAUCCCUCCGUAUACAACACCACCGGCCCCUCAAACGCAACACACACCGCGUCCCUCCCCCUUUCACCUACAAAUACUUGCUGGCUACGCAAUAUUUUGGAGACAUGUAACGACGACCAGAAGAAUAAGAUAAUUGCCAACGAAGGCGCGAUCAUCAACGGCGUGCUCUACGACGCGGCAUCAGACUGGAGUUCGCCUGGCUCUUCUGCUACAGUAGAUGUAGUUCCUAAUCCUUCCGGCACUGGCUCCGUGUCCGUCACGACCACGACAGAAGUCCUCACUGGCCUCUUCACCGCAACCAGCACACCGAGUCCGACGAAGAAGAAAUCGCUCGCUACUCACCUAUCGGCACUCAAUGGAUUAUUACUCUUAAUGCUAAUCCCAUUCCUGCUUUGA